Rotaria sp. Silwood1 is the source of this 1293-nucleotide messenger RNA. Lineage: Eukaryota; Metazoa; Rotifera; Eurotatoria; Philodinida; Philodinidae. The record is from the annotation of a GenBank genome assembly.
AUGAGUUCCAAUUUAUCGGCGAAAGGUAAUCCUCCUUUUGGUGAAAAUUUGAAAUUUGCUUUGAAGAGUUAUUUCACUGAAUAUAAAACACCAAAAUUUGUAUUAAUACAUAGUGUACAAUAUACUGCUUUACUUCGCAGUAUUCAAAUAGUUAUUAUUGCAUAUUCUACAUUAUAUAUGCUUAUAUACCAAAAAGGUUAUCAAAAACAUGACACAACAGUGAUAUCAUCAGUCACACUUAAACUCAAAGGUAUUGGUCAAGUUGAUAUGCCACAAAAUAAGACUAUUAUUUUGGAUGUCGCAGAUUACGUUGUUCCACCAUCGGAAAACAAUGCUAUAUUUGUCAUGACCAAUUUUGUUCAAACGAAUCAAAGACGAUCGACAUGUUCUGAAAAUAUAAAACUGGAACAAGCAAUAUGUACAAGUGACAGCAUAUGUUCAAAUCAACCAUUUAUACCAACGAUGAAUGGACGGUGGACAGGUCGAUGUUUAUUUACACCAGAGACAAAUAUCGUCAAUCAGACAAGAACUGCCAUAAAGAAUCCAAAGGGUGUAUGUGAAUAUGCAGGUUGGUGUCCACCAGAAGAUACUGAGUCAUCGCCAAUGCUUGUUCAAGGAGUUCUUAACUUUACAUUAUUUAUAAAAACUUUUAUUGAAUUUCCUUUAUUUGGAGUUAAAAAUAAAAACAUGGUUGAUAAUUUGAAGCCAUGCAUUUUUGAUCCAAUUUAUAAUAAAGAUUGUCCAAUAUUUACUAUUGAUUAUAUACUAAAUCAAGCUGAAGAUGACAGUAUUGAACGUGAUUUAAUGUUACGCUAUGGUGGAGUCGUAAAUAUUAAACUUCAUUGGGAUUGUAAUUUGGAUCGAAGUGUAAAAUUAUGUAAACCUGAAUACACAUUUACUCGUCUUGAUGCACCAUUUCGUGAAAAACCAUUUUCAAUUGGUUAUAAUUUUCGUUAUACUUCAACAUGGAAACAAAACGACGAACAUUUUCGUACAUUAACAAAGGCUUAUGGUCUUCGUUUUAUAAUUAGUACUAGUGGUAAUGCUGGAAAAUUUAACUUUAUUACGUUAACUUUAAAUAUUGGUUCAUUAAUUGGAAUAUUUGGUAUAGCGACAUUUGUUUGUGAUGUUAUUAUAUUUCGUUUAUCAAAACGGGCAGGUGUUAAUCGUAAUUUCGUCUUUGAAAAAGUUCACUGGAAAAAAGGUUUUAAUGCAACGCUAGAUCAAUCAAAACUUCGUAUUGAAAGAAAUGAGGAUCAAUUAUUAAAUGACGUACCAAAUGUGGAUAAAUAA